GAGCAGAUCGGCACCAUGGAGUCUCGGGUCUUACUGAGAACCUUCUGUUUGCUCUUCGGUCUCGGAGCAGUUUGGGGUCUUGGUGUAGACCCCUCCCUGCAGAUUGACGUCUUAACGGAGUUAGAACUUGGGGAGUCCACGACCGGAGUGCGCCAGGUCCCCGGGCUGCACAAUGGGACGAAAGCCUUUCUCUUUCAAGAUACUCCCAGAAGUAUAAAAGCCUCCACUGCUACAGCUGAACAGUUUUUUCAGAAGCUGAGAAAUAAACAUGAAUUUACUAUUCUGGUGACCCUAAAACAGACCCACUUAAAUUCUGGAGUGAUCCUCUCCAUUCACCAUUUGGAUCACAGGUACCUGGAACUGGAAAGCAGUGGCCAUCGGAAUGAAGUCAGACUUCACUACCGCUCCGGCAGCCACCACCCUCACACAGAAGUGUUUCCUUACAUUUUGGCUGAUGAUAAGUGGCACAAGCUCUCUUUAGCCAUCAGUGCCUCCCACUUGAUUUUACAUGUCGACUGUAAUAAAAUAUAUGAAAGAGUUGUGGAAAAGCCUUCCACGGACUUGCCCCUGGGCACUUCAUUUUGGCUGGGACAGAGAAAUAAUGCACAUGGAUAUUUUAAGGGUAUAAUGCAAGAUGUGCAAUUACUUGUCAUGCCCCAAGGAUUUAUUGCUCAGUGCCCAGAUCUUAAUCGCACCUGUCCAACGUGCAAUGACUUUCACGGACUUGUGCAGAAAAUCAUGGAACUGCAGGACAUUUUAGCCAAAACAUCAGCCAAGCUGUCUCGAGCCGAGCAGCGAAUGAAUAGAUUGGACCAGUGCUACUGUGAAAGGACUUGCACCAUGAAGGGAACCACCUACCGAGAAUUCGAGUCGUGGACAGACGGCUGUAAGAACUGCACAUGCCUGAAUGGAACCAUCCAGUGUGAAACUCUGAUUUGCCCAAAUCCUGACUGCCCCCUCAAGUCGGCUCUCGCAUACGUGGACGGCAAGUGCUGUAAGGAAUGCAAAUCCAUAUGCCAAUUUCAAGGACGGACAUACUUUGAAGGAGAAAGAAAUACAGUCUAUUCCUCUUCUGGAGUAUGUGUUCUCUAUGAGUGCAAGGACCAGAGCAUGAAGCUGGUUGAGAAUUCGGGCUGUCCCACUCUGGACUGUCCAGAGUCGCAUCAGAUUACCUUGUCUCAUAGCUGUUGCAAAGUCUGUAAAGGUUAUGACUUUUGCUCUGAAAGGCAUAACUGCAUGGAGAAUUCUGUCUGCAGAAAUCUGAAUGACAGAGCUGUUUGUAGCUGUCGAGAUGGUUUUAGGGCUCUUCGAGAAGACAAUGCCUACUGUGAAGACGUUGAUGAGUGUGCUGAAGGGCGCCAUUACUGUCAUGAGAACACGAUGUGUGUCAACACCCCGGGUUCCUUCAUGUGCAUCUGCAAAACUGGAUACAUCAGAAUUGAUGAUUAUUCAUGCACAGAACAUGAUGAGUGUGUCACAAAUCAGCACAACUGUGAUGAAAAUGCUUUAUGUUUCAAUACUGUUGGAGGACACAACUGCGUCUGCAAGCCAGGCUAUACUGGGAAUGGAACUACAUGCAAAGCAUUUUGCCAAGAUGGUUGUAGAAAUGGAGGAGCUUGUAUUGCUGCCAACGUGUGUGCCUGCCCACAAGGCUUCACCGGGCACAGCUGUGAAACAGACAUCGAUGAGUGCUCUGAUGGCUUUGUUCAGUGUGACAGCCGUGCUAACUGCAUCAACCUGCCUGGAUGGUACCACUGUGAGUGCAGAGAUGGCUACCAUGACAAUGGGAUGUUUUCACCAAGUGGCGAAUCGUGUGAAGAUAUUGACGAGUGUGGGACUGGGAGACACAGCUGUGCCAAUGACACCAUUUGCUUUAACUUGGAUGGUGGAUAUGAUUGCCGAUGUCCUCAUGGAAAGAACUGCACAGGGGAUUGCGUCCACGAUGGAAAAAUUAAGCACAACGGUCAGAUUUGGGUGCUGGAAAAUGACCGGUGUUCCGUGUGUUCAUGUCAGAAUGGAUUUGUAAUGUGUCGACGGAUGGUCUGUGACUGUGAGAAUCCCACAGUUGAUCUUUUCUGCUGCCCUGAAUGUGACCCAAGGUUGAGCAGUCAGUGCCUCCAUCAAAACGGGGAAACCUUGUACAAUAGUGGUGACACCUGGGUUCAGAACUGCCAGCAGUGCCGCUGCCUGCAAGGGGAAGUUGACUGUUGGCCCCUGCCUUGCCCAGAGGUGGAGUGUGAAUUCAGUGUCCUCCCCGAGAAUGAAUGCUGCCCGCGCUGUGUCACCGACCCUUGCCAGGCUGACACCAUCCGCAAUGACAUCACCAAAACUUGCCUGGACGAGAUGAAUGUGGUUCGCUUCACUGGGUCCUCUUGGAUCAAACAUGGCACUGAGUGUACUCUCUGCCAGUGCAAGAAUGGCCACAUCUGUUGCUCAGUGGAUCCACAGUGCCUUCAGGAACUGUGAAGUUAACUGUCUCACUGGAAAUUUCUGUUUAAAGAAUGUUUCAUU
Budorcas taxicolor (takin) is the source of this 2511-nucleotide messenger RNA. RefSeq names its product neural EGFL like 2 (gene NELL2). The record is from RefSeq and is a predicted model, not a curated record. Gene Ontology annotation, molecular function: calcium ion binding; protein binding. The transcript has 20 exons. Bases 16 to 2466 code for a protein of 816 amino acids. NCBI's taxonomy places the organism in Eukaryota, Metazoa, Chordata, Mammalia, Artiodactyla, Bovidae.